Pangasianodon hypophthalmus (striped catfish) is the source of this 2639-nucleotide messenger RNA. It is a transcript of the gene taar1b, whose product is annotated as trace amine associated receptor 1b. Lineage: Eukaryota; Metazoa; Chordata; Actinopteri; Siluriformes; Pangasiidae. Gene Ontology annotation, biological process: adenylate cyclase-activating adrenergic receptor signaling pathway. The transcript is spliced from 2 exons. The record is from RefSeq and is a predicted model, not a curated record. Gene Ontology annotation, cellular component: membrane. Gene Ontology annotation, molecular function: trace-amine receptor activity. Bases 596 to 1633 code for a protein of 345 amino acids.
AAAACACGAGGUAUUAAAGGACCAUUGACAUUUUUUUUCUUCCGCAGAAGAUCUUGUGAAUGCUGGACUUCUCAAAAGGACUGUUUUCUCACAAUAAAAUAAACUACACCCACAGGAGAAGACAUUCCAUGGUUUAUUUCCAGACUCUAAAAGGAUUAAAAAUGUUCUCCAUGUUUGUUCCCAGAAGAAAUUUAUCCAUUUGUUUGCAGUAAAAAGAGGAAGUGGUGCUGCCCUGCUCUCCUGCUAAGUGAGUUUCUGGCUUCAAUAAAAGAAUAAAAAAAAAUGUUGGUGAAGGGAACAGUUUUUGACUUGUACUUUGAACUUCAUGACAUGAAGUGUGUAAAUGAUUUGUUUUUAUUUUUAACAGGAGGGAGCAGAAUGUGCUCGUUGGACCACGCCAAAAACAAGCUUUAAGGUAAAUAUUUAAACACUGCAUAUGCAAGAAUGUCCUUGAUAACUACAUGGAUUUUCCAACUAAUGUCUCUUUCUUGGCCACAGUUUGGAGCAUAAUGGACUAUGAACCUUUGUCUGAAUUGGAUUGAAACGAAUACAACAUAUCAGCGACAUAACAUCACUUUGUGAAUGACGGAGCAUAAUGGACAAUCUAAACCCGCCUGUCUUCAAUCAGAAUUCUCUUGUGUGCUAUGAAUCCAUCAACGGAUCUUGCUCGAGGAUUUCACGACCUUUGAAUGUCCAGAUCUCCAUGUUUUUUGUCAUGGCAAUUACCAUCCUGAUGACUUUGAUGGGAAAUAUAUUGGUUAUAAUUUCAAUAGCACACUUCAAGCAGCUCCACACACCAACCAACCAUUUAAUCCUGUCUCUGGCCAUGUGUGACCUCUUGUUGGGGGUUUUUGUAAUGCCGUUAAGCUCCAUGCGAUCAGUAUACGGUUGCUGGUACCUCUCAGACUUUAUGUGUAAGGUACACACAGGAAUGGACAUUAUGUUGAGCACGGCGUCCAUUUUUCACCUCACGUGUGUGUCAGCGGAGCGGUUUUGUGCUGUGUGCAGCCCGUUGACGUAUCGUUCUCGCUUUCGUUCUGCCACCGUGCUGUUUCUGGUCUCAGCUAGCUGGGUCAUUUCUGCAGUAUUUGCCUAUGCCUUGGUGUUUGGAGAACUCAACUUCAAAGGCAAUGAAGAUUUUUAUGAGUCCUACAUACGCUGCGUGGGAGGUUGUCACGUCUUUUUUAGCCAUGGCUCAGCCGUGGUUACCUCGAUGGUCUCGUUUUUCAUCCCUGGCUUAAUUAUGUUUGGCAUCUAUUCCAGGAUUUAUAUCGUUGCUAGAAGCCAAGCGAGAUCCAUCGACAUUUUGGCCAAUCAGCUCAGGGUGCACAGUCCCAGACCUGGAGUAUUCAGGUACCGGACAAGGAAAGGUACAAUGACUCUUGCCAUCGUGGUUGGAGUUUUCCUCAUCUGCUGGAGUCCAUUUUUCCUCUGCAACAUCACUGACCCUUUUGUUGAUUACACAAUAUCACCAGUGCUAAUUGAUGCCCUGGUCUGGUUUGGAUAUUUGAACUCUGCACUGAAUCCCUUCAUUUAUGCAUUUUUGUACCCUUGGUUUAGAAAAGCUGUAAAGAUCAUUGUCAGUGGAGAAGUUUUUCACAGGAACAGUUGCAGAUUUCAGCUCUACUCAUGAUUAAAACAUAAAGACAUCUGGGAGAAACAUUUUCUCUAAGUGCUUUUUCACUAAUAUGGUCCUGAUGUAUGUCUUUUCGCCAUAAAUACAUGCUGGUUCUCAGACAGAAAAAUUGGUUCUGUUCUUCAUUAACUUGCUGGACAGGAACCAAGGAAGCAGAGGUGUCAGGGCCAGAGGGCGAGGCCUUUAUGUCAGCAUGACAGCAAACAAAAACAACAUCACAAUGGUCUGAGAAAGAAGCAUCGAGCCAUUGAGCGUGACAUCUUAAUGCCAAAACAUAUGGUAGUGUGUUGAAUUAGUUGCUUCUGUAAACAUAUGGUUAAAAUCAGGGAAACAAAAAUGAAAACUGGAAAUGAAUGGAACAAAAGUGCCACAGAAACUGUAAUCAUCCUUCUUAUCUGAGAUCUCUGUUACUGUUUAGUUAUGUUUUUCUUUUUCUUUUUUUUCUUGUCUAGCCAAUUGUUUUAUUAUUUCUGUUUUACCUUCAAACUCCUAAAUGUUUUUAGAUCAUCAUGUCUUGCAUGAUUUUAUUCAGUGUAUAAUUUUCCAUGCACUGUACAGCACUAUAAAUAAAGUUACAUGGCUUCAGUUCGUGAACAUAGAAACAACGUAAAUGAAUCAUAUUAUAAAUGUUUUCUCAACAUAAAAUCUCAUUAUGUAAAGUUUUCAUUAGCCAAGCCUUGUUCUUGAUUAACUAGUUAACCCAGACUAGAGACAGGCUUUCUGACUAGCUAGCUAAUUAAACACACACACAAAAAAAACCCAGCAAUUAUUUAUUUGAUAUUUUAAGUACAGACAUAUGCGUGCAAUUCUUAAUGCUUUACUUCACAGCCCUAAUUCAACAACCACAACUGCCGAGUCUGAUAGAUUUUUAAACUUAUUUUAUUAUUAUUUAUUACGAUACAUUAGGUGUACUUACAGCCUCUGGAAAAGGUACGUAAUUAACUUUUUUUUUCACUUUGCUUAGUAAUAUAAGAACAAAAAAAAAAAAUUUAUUGACAGUAUU